AUGGAGGAAAAGCUUCUACCGGGGAUUGUUACCAGAAAAAGGGAGAUACGCUAUCCACGCCUUCAGAACUGGACCCUCCCCUCAAUAUGCACCCUCUUCGCAUUACUCAUUCUCUGCAAUCACUACAAUCUAUACCCCAGGUUACAUCCCUGCCGUAGUCCAAAAACCCUCAAAUACAGUGGCGAGCACAUAACCUGGGAACCAUGCGGCGACCUGCACGACAAACCACUCGAAUGCAGUAGCAUCGAAGUGCCCCUAGACCAAUUUGCAACCGAGAAACCAAACCCAGCAAACGAAAAGAGUUUCAAAAUCCCACUCAUCCGCCUCCGCAGCGCAAACGCAACACAAAACCUCCUCCUAAACCCCGGCGGCCCAGGAGCCAGCGGUUUCGAAUUCCUAUACCGCCGAGGCGACCAGCUCCAAAGCAUCCUAGGCUCAGGCUUCCACCUACUGACAUUCGAUCCGCGUGGCGUGAACAGCUCAAAACCCGGAGCAUCAUGUUACCCCGACGCCAAGACACGACAAGAGCAGUCUCAUAUUCGAGCGCGCGAUGCCGCAGCCGAUAGUCCUGAGAUCUAUGCGUGGGCGCAGAACUUCGCAAAAGCAUGUCCGGAUACAAUGGGUGAGUAUGCGCCGUAUAUCAACACCCCGCAAACCGCAGCGGAUAUGAAUAGUAUCCUCGAUGCGGUUGGUCAGGAAGAUAUGAUAUACUGGGGUUUUAGUUACGGCACUCUUCUCGGACAGACGUACGCGGGACUUUUCCCCGAACGAUCGAAGCGCGUGGUGAUCGACGGAGUCGUUGAUCAGUUCGCUUGGUAUGAGGGCGUGGGUGAAUCUGAUGCAUUAAUCGACACGGAGAAGGUGCUUGAUGGGUUCUUCGAUGAAUGCAUGAAAGCAGACGCGGGUAGCUGUGCGCUUGCGUCGCUGGCAAAGUCGAAUGAAGAACUGAGUGAAAUAGUCCUCUCGGCCAUGGAUAAGCUCCGCCAUCAGCCGAUCGAUGUAUACAUCAACAAUACCGUCUACGGAACCCUGACAUACGAAAAAGUCUGGUACAAUGGCGUCUUUGCGGCAUUAUACAAGCCUCCGUUGUGGUCGUCCCUCGCGCAAAACCUGUACAGUCUAGUCCAAGGAAAUGCAACACCUGCCUUCUUAGCUUACAACACCGGAGAUGAACUAAACCACGAGUCUAACGAAUUCGUGACACUGAACGACGGCCGCACGGGCCCAGCCUACUGGCCGCAGGGAAGAGACAGCCUGCUGGCACAGAUCACACCAUGGCUUAACCAGAGUCUCUUCGGCAACUCUUUUCUCACAUCAUUCUACCAGAAACAGCAAUGGAAAGUGCCGAGGACGCAUCCGUAUGUUCCGCGACAAGGAGUCAAGACCGCUCAUCCAUUAUUGAUAAUGUCGACUACCUAUGACCCCAUAUGUCCCCUUGUCUCAGCGCGCGUGGCUAAUAAGGCUUUUGCUGGAUCUCGGGUUGUGGAGGUUGAGGGGUAUGGGCAUUGUUCUGUGGCUGUGGCUUCGGUCUGUGCUGCAAAGCAUUUGCAGGCGUUCUUGUAUGAGGGGAAGCUUCCGGAUGGGUAUACGCGGUGCAAGGUUGAUUCUGCUUAUUUUGCUGUUCCUGGUGAGAAUGAGGACAUGGCUGCGCAGACGUACUUUGAGGACGCUGAGGAUCGGAAUAUUCAUCUUGCGCAAUUGGAGCUUAUGGCAGGAUGGGAGUUCACUGGGCCGAUCAUGUGGUGA
Molecule: messenger RNA, 1746 nt
Organism: Penicillium coprophilum
Lineage: Eukaryota; Fungi; Ascomycota; Eurotiomycetes; Eurotiales; Aspergillaceae
Product: alpha/beta hydrolase
Exons: 1
Coding region: 1-1746 (581 amino acids)
Source: RefSeq, a predicted model, not a curated record